AUGAGCAUAUGUCGGAGCCCGACUUGCGUGAUGGUAUCUCCUAACUGCGCGAGCACCAUUUUCGCUGAUCUCCGGGUUCCGAUGAGUUUUCUUGUUCGGUCGCCGAAGGAGAGAGGGGCACGGGCGUUGCCAUAUACAGUCUGGUGCUUUGGAGAAGAGAGAAAAAGAGAGAGGGAAGAGGAUGAGAGCGAGAGAGAUGGUGAGCUCUCAACCGAGUCGAGACCGCAUAGCUCCUUAACGACGGGCAUAGUAGCUGGCACGUCGAGCUGGAAUGUCGACUCAGCGCCUUCCAAUCCUCCCCACGACUUGAGUUGUUUUCUUGCAUCCUUAAUCGCUGCCCGCGUGGCACAGUGCACUGAUGCCGCCAGAAGCAGCGGCGGCUCUCCAGAAGCUGCACCAAAAAGACAGACUUGA
This is a messenger RNA of Striga asiatica, 414 nucleotides long. NCBI's taxonomy places the organism in Eukaryota, Viridiplantae, Streptophyta, Magnoliopsida, Lamiales, Orobanchaceae. The record is from the annotation of a GenBank genome assembly.